Molecule: messenger RNA, 1382 nt
Organism: Prosopis cineraria
Lineage: Eukaryota; Viridiplantae; Streptophyta; Magnoliopsida; Fabales; Fabaceae
Product: zinc finger protein ZAT4-like
Biological process (GO): regulation of DNA-templated transcription
Source: RefSeq, a predicted model, not a curated record
UCAGAAAGAAGAACAAACAGAGUAUUCGCUCUCUGUUUUGCGUUCGCCGUGUCUGACUCUGAUCUUCUUGCUUCAUGGACAAGCGUGAGUGCAAGCUUUGCUUCAAAACCUUCGCUAAUGGCAGAGCUCUGGGAGGUCACAUGAGGUCUCACAUGAAGAAGCUUCCACUACCUUCCAAACCAGAGGAAUCUCGAUCACCUUCUCCUACCUUACUGAGUUUCGAGGCUGACCCGCCUUCUUCUUCUUCUUCUUCGUCUGAAGAUGAAGGAGACAACGGUCUGAGCUAUGGUGUAAGAGAGAAUCCAAAGAGAAGCCUUCGAGCUGUAGAUCCUGAGUUUUCGUUCGUUGUGGAUACUAAUGGCUCUGUGAUCCUCCAAGACAGAGAGAGCGAGACGGAGACCGAGUCAUCGAAGAAGACAACUCGAAAACGAUCCAAACGUGCUUGGAGACUCGGUAGUUUCGAUGGUGAUGAUUACUACAGUCACAAGAAAAUUCAGAAACAAGAAACCGUGGAAAUGCUCAAAUCGAACGAAUUGUGUAAGACCGAGUCGUGGAUUGCGGAGGCUGAACCGGCGAGUUCGAUCUCCGAUACGACCACCGAAGAAGACGUCGCCUACUGCCUUAUGAUGCUUUCUAGAGACAAAUGGAAGGGACAAAACGAUCUGAAAGACCAAGACGACGUCGCGGGGGAAGACGACGACGAAGAAGAAGACGAUGGUGAUGAAUCCGAGGGGGCUCUCAAACCGUCGAAAUCCAGAGUUCGUGGGAAGUACACGUGCGAGACUUGCAAGAAGGUGUUUCGAUCUUAUCAAGCACUUGGUGGUCACAGAGCUAGUCACAAGAAGAUCAAAGUGGAGCUCGAGAAUCAUAAUAAUGAUGGAGGCACAUCAUCUUCUUCAAUGAUCGAUAAGAAAAUUCACGAAUGCCCUAUCUGUUUCAGAGUGUUCUCUUCGGGUCAGGCUCUUGGAGGACACAAGAGGACCCAUCUCACUGGUUCUUCGACAUUACCGACUCGAGCUUCCACCAAAUUAGUUGAAAAUUUCAUAGACCUCAAUCUUCCUGCUCCAACCGAUGAAGACGAUGUCAGCAAGAUCGACAAUUCUGGAGUUUCAGAUGCAGAAUUCGUCCUCGAUCGCAUCAGACAGUGGAGAAGUUUCGGUGCGCUAGCACUUUGAUUUCUUCAAAGGUAAAAACUAAAAGUUUUGGUCAAAUUUUCUGUAUAAUUUUAUAUAACUUAUAUGCUCAGCUUUUUACUCUUUCUUUCCCGAAUUUUAACUUGUAAUUCGGUUCUCUUAAAUUACCAUGCUUUGUUUCUGUAACAAAUGACUUUUAGCAUCCAUUAAUGGAGGAACCCAACUAUUAUGCUUAGGGUUGUUAGUUAA